This is a messenger RNA of Colletotrichum phormii, 2164 nucleotides long. RefSeq lists its product as uncharacterized. Lineage: Eukaryota; Fungi; Ascomycota; Sordariomycetes; Glomerellales; Glomerellaceae. Gene Ontology annotation, biological process: DNA-templated transcription; regulation of DNA-templated transcription. Gene Ontology annotation, molecular function: DNA binding; zinc ion binding; DNA-binding transcription factor activity, RNA polymerase II-specific. The record is from RefSeq and is a predicted model, not a curated record. The transcript is spliced from 2 exons. Bases 63 to 2132 code for a protein of 689 amino acids.
AGUCACACCUAACAACUAAUGCUCCCAAGAUAUAUGUCGAGUGCAUCGAACCAGACACCACGAUGACGGCAACCGAAAGAACUCUAGACGAGGAGCCCCCACUCGCCGACUCCGCUCCGGCGCCGAAACGGCGGAAGCUACGCAAGGGCACGCAGAGCUGCUGGGAAUGCAAACGCCGUAAAGCGCGCUGUACCUUUUCACCUUCAACCCAAGAUGUCUGCGAUGGCUGCAAGCGUCGCGGUAGUGACUGUGUCAGUCAAGAGGUCACUGAUCUGCCGCCACCGCCUGGCAGUAACAAACACAUCGUGGAUAGACUUGGCCAAGUUGAGGCACUAGUUAGACAGCUGAUAAAGUCAGGAACUCACAGCGAACACCGCUACAUUGACGACCGUCUCGUCUCUCAAGCUGAAUCUCGGGACCGGGUCUGGGGUGAGAGAGCCGCGCCUCGGCGGUCGGCUUCACCCGUCGUUGUCUCAACCACAACCCCUCAAAGCCAUCGCUCAGAAUCUCCAAAUUGCGACCCUCAAGCAGGAAGUAGUGCAACAGUAGGAGACACACAUUCUCAGAGGAGCACCUCACCUGUGCGUCCGGGAGUCCCGCCUCUAACUUCCGCUGCAUUGUCCACAAAAGCCCACGAGGCCAUCUGCAAGAAGCUGUUUGCUGCAUGGCCCAACCCGGAGGACAUAGCCAUUAUCUUAGCAAUCCCCGUGGAGACUUCGCAAAUCAUUCGGGCCCUCAUAUGCACUAGGUCAAGUCCAAAGCCAUCUUCACUUCCAUCAUCCACAGCUUUACUACAACUACCACCCACUGGGUCACAUCCAGUGCUCAUUGCGAGGAGCCUUCUGAUCUUGGCUUCGUUUCUCCAAGGUAUGCCGUUUUCUUCCGCCCACCACCUAGAGAAACUCAGCACCAGCUGGCACAACAUCAUGUCCCGGGCUGUGGAGACGGCCCACGACUUGGUCACAUGCAAGGACGAGCUGGUAGAUUCUUUAGAAGGCCUCGAAUGCAUCAUGCUAGAGGGUCUUUACGAGAACUACGCCGGAAACCUGCGUACUUCUUGGCUCGCCGGACGCCGGGGCGUCGCAAUUGCGCAGAUGCUCGGUCUCAGCCGGGGCAUCAAGCCACGCUCCCUCGUCGGCUCAGUCAUUGAACCGAACGAUCUCUGGUUCCGACUCGUACAAUUCGACCGCUACCUCUCCCUCAUGCUGGGCUUGCCACAGAGCGCCCUCGAAGACGUCUACGCUGGCCCAGAUGCCCUUGAGGGUUGUCCUCCAUUGGACCGAUUUCUCCGCCUCUGCACUGUCGCUUGCGGUCGCUUGUUACAACGGCAUCCUGCGGAAGUAUAUAACUACAAGAUGGCCAAGAAUAUUGACAAAUUGUUACAAGAAGCCUCAACCGUGAUGCCAGCCCAGUGGUGGGUCGUUCCUACCCUGGCCUCGGAAAUUGGCCAUCUGGAGAAGAUUCGGGAGGCGUUGCGGUUCAAUGACCACUUUAUGUACUAUCACCUCCUCCUUCAGCUGCAUUUCCCCAACAUCCUGCGCCCAAUGUCAGAGCACGAUAGAGCAACAGCGGUAACAGCAAGUCGGGAGAUUCUUUCUAGAUUCUUGUCCUUUCGCGCAACUCGGCCCGCGCGGUUUUAUUGCCGAGGGGUCGACCUGAUAGCAUUUCUAUCAUGCACCGCACUGUGUCUAGCACACAUUUGCGACUUCCAUCACCAAACAACUGAUGGAACGGGCUUUCACCUUUCUGUACAUCAACGGCUGGGCGAUCGGGGCAUGUUGGAGCAGGCUCUGGUCGUCAUGCAGGUGCUUGUGGACCAGCACAACGAUGAGAUUGCUACAAGAGUGGCCACCCUUCUCAAACAUCUAUUGCGCAUUCAGGAUGACAUGACUUUGGGAGAGAGGUACACGGUCAAAUUUUCGCCAGAGACGUCCUUAGCAGAUGACGAUCUUGGGUACCGGGUGAAGCUCACGGAUCAAGAUACUGUCCUGAACAUUUAUCUUCCGCAUUUUUGGGUCAUCAGGAUUGAGAGGCAACGAUCUGAUGGGAUGCCGAGACAAAUCGGGUCGACUAUGCAACCUCCUGACGAUCGUUGUUUUCAAGAUGAGGUGUCGCAAAAACGACGCCGUUAAUUGCGGGCAGCAAUUAACGCCAUAUAUACCCU